AUGAUGCAGCGCUUUCGGAAACACGCAAAGGGGGGUGUUCAGUCCAAGAACAACGAAGUCGAAGGGCAUGUUGUGAGUAAGGACAAACAGCCAAUCGAGCUCGGAAUCCUUUCGUACGCCAACCUUACACCUGAUGGGAAGCAUGGGGAUUUUGCUUCAGCGUUGAAGCAAAGCCAAACGUCUGGCAAACCGAUCUUUGCCAAUUUCGUGGAAUGGCCGGGCUGUGCCGGUGUAGUGGAUGCGGGAAAGUACAUCUUUGCUGAACCCAGCAUUGCACGCUUGAUUCAAACACACUUUGUGCCGGUCGCGUUCAAUACGUGGGAUCGAAACGAUUGUGGCUACAACCAGGCCAUGAAGGCAUGGGGAGGACCUUUGGCCCGUUCGGAUUGGGGGUACGUUCGGAUUAUUGCUACAGAUGGCAGGACGAUUCUGGCAUCCACCCCAGCUGUUACCGGGCGUAACUCCAAGCCACAAGUUCAGGCAGCGAUUCGGGAAGCUUUACAGAAAUUUGCCGAGCACGACUGA
Messenger RNA from Phaeodactylum tricornutum CCAP 1055/1, 525 nucleotides. RefSeq lists its product with no specific name. The transcript has a single exon. Bases 1 to 525 code for a protein of 174 amino acids. Lineage: Eukaryota; Bacillariophyta; Bacillariophyceae; Surirellales; Neidiaceae. The record is from RefSeq and is a predicted model, not a curated record.